Messenger RNA from Alexandromys fortis (reed vole), 3752 nucleotides. It is a transcript of the gene Samhd1, whose product is annotated as SAM and HD domain containing deoxynucleoside triphosphate triphosphohydrolase 1. NCBI's taxonomy places the organism in Eukaryota, Metazoa, Chordata, Mammalia, Rodentia, Cricetidae. Gene Ontology annotation, biological process: dGTP catabolic process; defense response to virus; regulation of innate immune response. Gene Ontology annotation, molecular function: protein binding; dGTPase activity. Gene Ontology annotation, cellular component: nucleus. The coding region runs from base 22 to 1893 and encodes 623 amino acids. The transcript is spliced from 15 exons. The record is from RefSeq and is a predicted model, not a curated record.
GCGCCUGCGCAGUAGGCCCGGAUGGCACCGCUAAAUGGACUCGCCUCCAGGGCAGUGGCGUCAGUGCGACUGCGCGCGAGCCGGGUGCCGCGGUACUUAAUUUCGCUGCGCCUAGACUCGCAAGUAGCCAUGCGGAGAGCGGACCCCGAGCAGCCUGCAAAGCGGCCUCGCUGCGAUGGCAGCCCCAGAACGCCGCCGAGCACCCGUCCUGCAGCGGCCAACGCGUCUCCGGGCUCCGAACUCCACAUCGACCUCCCGACCUGGGAUGUGGAUGAUGUGUGCUCCUUCUUGGAGGGAGAAGGCUUCCGAGAGCAAGUGCUGGACAGCUUCAGAGAGAAUAAGAUCACUGGUGAAUUUCUGCCCUUUCUCAAAGGGUAUCUUCUUGAAAAUCUUGGAGUAAGUUCCUUGGAAGAGAGGAGGAAGAUGAUUGCAUGUAUCCAGAAACUGAGUCAGUCUCACAUAGAGCUGAUGAAGGUAUUUAAUGAUCCUAUUCAUGGCCAUAUUGAGUUCCACCCUCUCCUUAUCCGAAUCAUUGACACACCUCAGUUUCAGCGGCUUCGCUACAUUAAACAGCUGGGAGGCGGCUACUAUGUUUUCCCAGGAGCUUCACACAAUCGCUUUGAACACAGUCUGGGGGUUGGGCACCUAGCAGGCUGCGUCGUUCGAGCACUGGCUGAAAAACAGCCAGAGUUGCAGAUCAGUGAGCGAGAUAUCCUUUGUGUUCAGAUUGCUGGGCUCUGCCAUGACCUCGGUCAUGGGCCAUUUUCUCAUAUGUUUGAUGGAAGAUUUAUGCCAGUUGCUCGCCCAGAUAGAAAUUGGAAGCAUGAACAAGGCUCAGUUGACAUGUUUGAUCAUCUGGUUACUUCUAAUAACCUCAAACCUAUCAUGAGAAACUAUGGUCUCGUCCCUGAAGAAGAUAUUCCCUUUAUCAAGGAACAAAUUUGUGGACCAGAUCAAAGGACACCAAUCAAAGACUCUUUGUGGCCCUAUAAAGGACGUCCUGUCGAGAAGAGCUUCCUCUAUGAGAUAGUGGCUAACAAAAGAAAUGGCAUCGAUGUGGACAAAUGGGAUUAUUUUGCCAGGGACUGUCACCAUCUUGGAAUCAAAAAUAAUUUUGAUUACAAGCGCUAUGUUAUGUUUUCCCGUGUCUGUGAAGUGGAAGACAAUAAAGGUGGCUAUAAGAUGAAGCACAUCUGUACUAGGGAAAAGGAGGUUGGAAAUCUGUAUGACAUGUUCUACACACGCAACAGCUUACAUCGCAGAGCUUAUCAACAUAAAAUCAGCAACCUCAUCGAUAUAAUGAUCAAAGAGGCCUUCAUCAAAGCAGACCCCUACGUGGAGAUUAUAGGGACCGAUGGGGAGAAGCGCCGUAUUUCUACAGCCAUUGAUGACAUGGAAGCCUUCACUAAGCUGACGGAUAACAUUUUUCUGGAGAUUUUAAACUCUACUGAUCCACGGUUGUCUGAGGCACGAAAUAUUUUAAGGAACAUCGAACGCCGUGAUCUAUACAAGUAUUUGGGUGAGACCCAGCCAAACGGUCAGCACAAAAUUAGAAAGGAAGAUUACGAACAGCUUCCCCAAGAGAUUGUUAACACCAAACCUGAUGUGUGCCUGGAAGCCCAACUGAAGGCCGAAGAUUUCAUAGUGGAUGUGUCGCAGCUUCUGCCACAGAAAUUCGCAGAGCAGCUCAUCCGAGUAUACUGUAAGAAGAAAGACAGAAAGAGCCUACAUGCUGCUCGGCAGCACUUCAUUCAGUGGUGUGCGGACAAAGACUUCACCAAACCGCAGGAUGGUGACAUCAUGGCCCCACUUAUAACUCCUCUGAAAUGGCAGAAUGAUGAUCCAGAUUGCCACCGAGAAGCAUCCAAAGCCAAAACACAACUAAAAUUUUAAGUGAAUUCCUGCCAUCAGUUCUUUACGCAAGCCUCUUCCUCUCUCCACAAUUAAGUUAGGAAAUAUAAUCAGAAUCUACUAGUGAUUUUUAUUUAGUGUUUUGAGUGUACGCACAUGCUGAAGGGUAAGUCAUUUUAUUCAAAACGAAAAGUGGUAAUAGUAGCAUGAGUUUACUAUGCUUCCUGUUGGAUGAGAACGGCCUCCAUAAUCUCGUAUAAUUGAGUGCUUAGUCCCCAGGGAGAAGAACAGUUUGAAAGGAUUAUAAGGAUCAAGAGGGGUGGCCUUGUUGGAGGAGGUGUGUCACUGGGGGUGGCCUUGGAGGUCCAAUCUCUCUGCCUGUGGGUCAGGAUGUAGCUCUCAGCCGCUGCCAUGCUCCCCACCAUGAUGAUAGUGGACUAAGCGUCUAAAACUGUAAGCAAGCCCCCACUAGCUGCUUUCUUUUAUAAGAGUCGUUUUGGUUAUGGCAUCUCUUGACAGCAAUAGAACAGUGACUAAGCACCUACUAUGAAAAUCAUUAGCAUGUGUGUUUUUAGCAUUAUUGAAGCCUUUCUCCUUUUGCUACCUGUUUUCUCAGGAUAACUCUUCCAUCUAUUCUGAACUCUUAGGACAAAUGAUUGCCUUUUGUUUUUAAUUUAUAAAUUGAGACAAGGGCACAAAUUGGAAUUCAAGUUGAAAUAAACAAAAUCUUAGACCCCCUGAGAGCGCCCCUCACCCUGCUCCUCCCAGGAGAGAGAGCCACCUUCCCCUUCCAUCCCUGCUAAGUGCUAGGCUGGGGGAGCAUCGGACAGCUCUUUGUUGAGAGGAGCUGAGGCAUGCCAGGCAAGUCCUCUACCACUGACCAGCCGCUCCGCCCCGUCUCCUAGUCUAACCCCCUGCCUGCUAUAGGAGGUGCUAGGGUUGGAGGGUUCCUCACACCAAAUUGCUCCCUGAGUCUGAUGUGGCUCCAGACAAGAUCAACUCCUUUGUACUUGAAACCACUCCAGCCCCAAAGAACUCACCACAGCCAGCCGGGGACAAACCUUCUUCCACCUCUUCUGAGUUGGAUUGCUCAGCUGUCCAGACAACACCACAGACACCGUCCUGACUGCUCUCACUUGGAAUUUCACCACCACUGCUUCAUUGUGUUUACAGGUUUCAGAAUAUUCCAGACUGUGUUUGUGAGCCUAAUGGUGUAGAUGGCUCGGGUCCCCCCAUGUACCUAGCUGUUCCUAGCAGUGCAGAGCCAUCGAGGUUGCGCAGACACCCAUGCUGCUCCCCUCACCUGCGCUGUGCACAGCUUCACCAAGAACCAAGUCUAGUUGGAACCGAAGGGGGUGGUAACCAGAAGUGCUGGAGAUGUGGGCGGUAGGGACCGAGGCAGGAGCUGCAGAUGACAUCUUAGUCAUGAUACUCCCCUAAGUGAGGAGGCAGCCCUGGCAGCACGCAGCUUGAAUACACCAACAGGUUGCUGUGCCACCUCUCCCCUCUGGGCAGCCAGGUUCUAUUUUGUUCACUCAUAGGUGAAAGAGUAUUUGGUGUGUCCGCCUCUGAGCUCAUAAACGCACAAGGGAGGUGCUAGCUCGUCCCUGCUAGCCACAUGCCUCUCUGACAUUCAGGGAGAUGGCCGGAGGCUCUGCCUCCGUGUGCCCAGACUCGAUGUCAAGAAUGAUAUAUUUUUCUGCUACUAUUGCUUUAUUUUUGCCAGUCUUAUUUUUAAAUCCUUGUGGUUUAUUAUGGCAUUUUGUACCUAAUUUUGUACUGUGAUAUCCGGGAAACAACGCACCCCUUUUAUGCACAAGACAACUAUAUUUUAUGCCUUUGAAGCUGUUUUCAUUGUUGAGUACCUGUUUUCAAGACUGCAUAAAAAUGGAGAUUUUUAA